Messenger RNA from Polychytrium aggregatum, 1028 nucleotides. RefSeq lists its product as uncharacterized. The coding region runs from base 72 to 962 and encodes 296 amino acids. The record is from RefSeq and is a predicted model, not a curated record. Lineage: Eukaryota; Fungi; Chytridiomycota; Chytridiomycetes; Polychytriales. The transcript has 2 exons.
CCGGAGGCAUUCCAGAUGCGCCCUGACCAAGACCAAGUCCCGGAUGCCGACCACAGUGCGCUGGAAGCCCGAUGCCCAGAGUAUCCGCCGCUGCUCUGCGUAUGCCACCGACAGCGGCCCAGACACCCGUGACACGCGAGCGCAGCAGAGGAUCACGUGAGAGAGCAGAUCGCCAAGACCCAACCCAGCGGCAAAGGCCCUGCGUUCUCUCUUCCCCAAGCAGGAGUCUCCCAUCCAGCCCGAGCUGCAACAGCAACAUCCCACCCUGCGAUCACGACGCUUGCGAGCAGCCCAUCCGGCAAUCACCACUGACUCGACCCGCGAUAAUGAGCCAAAUCACCCCGUCCAAGCGAGCCCCUGGGGCCACCCACGAGGAAAGCCCCGCUCUCAAAAAGUCCACGAUUCAUGACUUGAUCGGCCUGGAGCAUGCAUGGAUCGCCUUGGACUUGGCUUGGUUGGCGGCCUGCGACUCGGUCUCGGUGUCUCUCGGCUGCUCUCGGUCGCUCUCGCUGCCCAACCAGCAAGCCGCACUCGAUCCGCACUCGAUCCGCCCCAUCCUGCGACAUUGGGGCAGCGUGUGUGUGUGGCGCCGCGCCUUGUCUUUGGGCAUUCCGUCUUUGGGGCAGCGACGGACACGUGUCAGCGGCUGUGUGCAUGUGUGUGUGUGUUGCUCUCCCCCAUCCCGCGAGAUCGCACCGAGGACACACCGAGAUCGCACCGAGACACACCGAGAUUGCGCCGAGAUUGCGCCGAGAUCGCACCGAGGACACACCGAGACACGCCUCGCUCUCGUUCGCGAUCCGCGUUGCUUUUCUUUCGCCGCGUCUCCCGAUCGCCAUUUCCAUCCUCUGCCUCGUCAUCCACUUCCAUCUGCCCAUCAGCCAUCUGUCCUGUUCGUAUUCCCGCCAUUGCUCCUCUGCUGGGCCCCUGCAGUCGCCGAUGAUCUGUCUGAUGUUCGCUAACCCAUACCCGCAUACAUCUUGUUGCCUCCUUCGCACCAUGUCUCGUGAUCUGAUCGGCUGCUUGGC